AACGGGCCGGAGUCCCCCCGCGACAACUUCACCGAGGAUUCCGGCGAGUGCUCUUCGUACGCCGACCACCCCAUCAAGGUGGAGUGCCCGUCCUUCGCCAUCCCCGUGCCGCCGGCUGACGGCUUUAAAGAAGUCAGUGCUCCAACUAUUACCCCACCUCUCAAUCAGCCCAAAAGAUCAAAAAAACGCCAUACAAAUUUGACAUUGGAUAAAAUGAUGGAAAAAUUCCUGCAGCAGAGCAUGGAUACAGAUGAGAAAUUUUACAGAUUCGAAGAGCAGAGGCUCAGAAUUGAGGACAAGCGUCGGGAAGCUGAGCAUGCUCGAGAACUCCAGAUGUUACAGAUGUUGGGACAGAUGUUGGCUGGAAUUUCUUCUACAGUAUCACAGAGAUCACAGUCUAUACCAGCAAGUCCACCUCGGAGAGCGAACCAUCGUUCAUAUGCGGAUAACUUUAAUUAUAAUGCUAUGACAGCAACACUUUCUCCACCGAUAGUUAUAGAGAGAUCUUUUUCACUGCACAGAACACACACUCUGAAGGAUAUGGAGAAUAUUUUCCAGCUGGUGCGCAAUGUUAUCCCUCCUCUGACAGGGAAAAAGCAUAAAGGUCAAGAUGGUCGUAUAGGCAUUGUUGGAGGAUGUCGAGAAUACACUGGAGCACCAUAUUUUGCUGCAAUUACAGCUCUCAAAGUGGGUGCAGAUUUAUCCCAUGUGUUUUGUACCAAAGAUGCAGCAACAGUAAUCAAAUCAUAUAGUCCAGAGCUGAUUGUUCAUCCAGUUCUUGACAGUCCCAAUGCUGUCCAUGAGGUGGAAAAGUGGUUACCACGGCUGCACUCGGUUGUCAUAGGACCUGGCUUAGGUAGAGAUGAAGUUCUGCUUGAGAACACUAAGGGUAUUAUAGAGAAAUCGAAAGUGAAAGGAAUUCCUAUCAUUAUUGAUGCAGAUGGACUGUGGCUCAUUUCCCAGCAGCCUUCUCUUAUUCAAGGCUACCAGCGAGCUAUUCUUACUCCAAACUAUAUGGAGUUCAGUAGACUGUAUGAAGCCAUGCUUAGAGACCCCGUAGACAGUAGUGAUCAUCAUGGAUGUGUAUUAAGACUCAGCCAAGCCAUGGGGAAUUUGACAGUGGUGCAAAAGGGAGAAAGAGAUCUUAUUUCAGAUGGAGAGAAGGUACUUGUGUGCAGUCAUGAAGGAAGCAGCCGGAGAUGUGGUGGACAGGGGGACCUCCUUUCUGGUUCUCUUGGAGUCUUGGCACACUGGGCAUUUGUUGCUGGAGCUGAAAAAACAAAUGGUCAAAAUCCCUUUCUAGUGGCUGCAUUUGGAGCUUGCUCUCUCACGAGGCAGUCUAACCACCAAGCCUUUCAGAAAUUUGGACGUUCAAUGACAGCCUCUGACAUGGUUUCAGAAGUUGGAACGGCUUUCAACAAACUUUUUGAAACCUGAAGCCAAAGGAGCAGAGAAGAAGGAAGAACAAUGACUGCAAGAGUAAUUACAUGUACCGUAGAAUUUACAUAACGCACCCUUUCAAGUGCUGUAGCAGCAUUGGUAUGUUAGGUAGAUAUUUUUUAUUUUUAAGAAUAGAAAAAUAUGAUUAAUGUAGAUAUUUUUUAAGAGUUUGGAAUACAAAAAUGUUUUGGCUGAAAUAAGCUGUAGUUGCAGAUCUGUUCUAAUAUAAUAAAACUAAACUGAAAGUA
This is a messenger RNA of Cyanistes caeruleus (blue tit), 1688 nucleotides long. The record is from RefSeq and is a predicted model, not a curated record. Lineage: Eukaryota; Metazoa; Chordata; Aves; Passeriformes; Paridae.